Ceraceosorus guamensis is the source of this 1258-nucleotide messenger RNA. RefSeq names its product thioredoxin-like protein. The transcript has a single exon. The record is from RefSeq and is a predicted model, not a curated record. Lineage: Eukaryota; Fungi; Basidiomycota; Exobasidiomycetes; Ceraceosorales; Ceraceosoraceae. Bases 93 to 857 code for a protein of 254 amino acids.
UGCACAGAUCCCGUCCUUUUCUUAUGAUCUAAGCAUCCACGACUCGCACCCGCCGACCGCCGCAUACAUUCACAUUCGCGCGCUUUUCGAUCAUGUCCGCGUCUACGACAGCGGCCGCCGGCGCCUCUUCCACCGACACGCUGACGCUGUACAGCUGGCCAGAGUCGGGCAACAGCUACAAGGUGCGUCUCUUGCUAGCGCUUCUGGGCGUACCGCAUACUGUCAAGAAUCUCGAUUUCCUCAGUCAAGAGCAGCAGAGCGAUUGGUUCCGAUCCAUCAAUCCCAAAGCCGAAGUCCCGACGCUGGUCCACAAUCAGACCACCUUGACCGAUUCAUCUUCCAUUCUGGCCUACAUUGCCGCUACGUACGACGACUCGGGCAGGCGUGGGACAGGACCAUCAUCCUAUUACGGGCAAGAUUUGCUGGAACAAGUCAAGAUCAUCGAGUGGCUCGCUUUCGCCAACGGAUGGGUGCAGCACGGCGUCUUUACCGCUAGGGCCAUCCUCUCGUACGGCGGGCCAUACAAUGGUCUGGGCCAAAACACGUCCGACGAUGCGUUGCUGCAGGUGCGUCUAGCAGACGCCAAAGUGCGCGCGCACAAGUCGCUAGCCAUCAUCGACGGAGAACUGGCCAAGGGCGAUGGUUGGCUCGUGGGCUACAGACCCACCAUUGCGGACAUUUCGAAUUUCGUCUAUAUUGCCCUUGCUCCCAUGGGGGAUGUAUCUCUGCAGGCUUAUCCUAGCGUUUUGGCCUGGAUAGCGGCGAUCAAGAAGCUGCCCGGUUUCAUUUCCAUCCCUGGUCUGGACGAUCCCUUGGUCAGACGGAGAGGCACGCGGUUUGAAGCCGUUACAGAGUGAGGCGAGGCGAGGCUGUGCAAGGGGCAGUGUCGUUGUGCUUCCACUUUGGAGGCGCACAGAAAAGGUGUGCUACCAUCGCGGGCCGGCCCGAGCCAGGAGGCUCGAUCUUGCACGCCAUGCUUGGGAGGGGGAAAGGGACAUUCUACGCGUUCAUGAGCGUGAUGGCCGGUCUGUUUACGUGCCAAGAGUCGAUAUUUCGUGGAGCACGCUUGCGCAUAAAGUCGAGCGACGACCGCGUUCACAGUGGUCGGCAACGGCAACCGAGAAGACAAGAUGCGCACCCAGGUCCAGGCUGUUUCUAUGUUACGGCGCUUGCACCGUUGGUAAAGGCGACCUAACACGUCGGUUCGCGCUGUAAGUCUCGGAAGAGUCGUGGACUCGCUACAACAAUCGAAUUCAAG